CUCGUGCCCGCCUGAGCGGCUGAACCCAGCGCUGAUCUGGGACCAGUCCUGCGUGUUCUCAAGUUUAGCCCCAGCUCACCAGCGUUAGGGGACAUGAGCUGGUAAAGGGUGCUUUUAGUGAAGGAUGUUGGGCGUCACUGCUCCGCACAGACCGCACUGAAACUUUUGUGGAGAGGAGAGGAAGAGGAGGAAGAAGAGGAGGAGAGGUGGGGACAGGACCCCCCGCAGCCGGAGUGACUCUCAACGGAGACGAUGUGAGGCUUCUUUUAGAUCCGUUCCUGCUCCGAAACACCAUGGCUGUGGACGCUGCAUCCAGUUUCAGUUUCUGCAGACCAGCUGUGGAGUACAGGGCUCUGCCUGAGGACAUCAAGCACCAGCUGAGUCGACGGACAGGUGGGAACCUAACUUGGCACGAAGGACGUGGACAGAAGACAGCAGGAGGAAGAACAGUGAAGCUCCUGCAGCAGCCAGGCUCAGAGGCCUUUCAGUACCGCUCCUGUGACUACUAUGGAAUAUACCACACAAGCCCGACCCAGCCCAGCCUGAUCCGACCUGUCGUGCUUUGGACGCAACAGGAUGUCUGCAAAUGGCUGAAGAAACACUGUCCACACAACUACCUGACCUACGUGGAGGCGUUCUCCCAGCAUGCCAUCACAGGCCGUGCAUUGUUGCGCCUAAAUGGGGAGAAGCUGGAGAGGAUGGGUUUAGUACAAGAGACUCUUCGGCAAGAGCUACUGCAACAGGUGCUGCAGCUGCAGGUGCAGGAGGAGGGGCGCAACCUCCAGCUGCUCAGCAGAGGUUCUUUUGGGAAGAUAUCUUAGCUGGAAGGAAAUGGACACUGUGGGAUAUCAGGAUGAACUCAUAAAAACUCAAAUGUGGGACAAAUACAUCAGCCAGCUGUGAUCUCCAGAGUGAUGUUGUCAACCGGACUUUGGCAGCGUUCUGUUCCAUAUGAUAAAUUAUCUUUUUACGGACUGUGAACUGUGAUGGGAUAAAAAGCAAGAUGACAAUCUUCAUCAGUGUUUUGCACAGUUGUAUGCUUGGUUAAUUAAAGCUGGCGGUCUAAAUCAGGGGUCUGCCAUCUUUGUGACUGAAAGAGCCAAUUUACCACUUCUCAUAAAUAAGCACCGCUCUUCAAAGUUACUUUUUUCUUUUAGUGUCAAAUACAAACUAAACAGGUGUGGACAAGAAAAGGGGAAAUGUUCUUGUUCAGAAAUGUUUAGAAUUAUUUAUUAUUUUCCCAUUUCUGUUGACAAUUUGUAAAAAUUUCCAGUUAGACAUAAAUAUAGCAUCAAGAUGCACAACACAAACCAACAUGGACCUGGAACUAAGUCACUCUGUCAGAAGGUUGCCUGGUGGUGUGGGGGCCCAAAGCAGUUGCCUAGUUAGCAUAUGCCUUGGGCUGGCUCUGCAUCUUGUUGAAGGUGAUGUAACACUUGUUCCAAACAAACUAGGCCAGCUAGCUAGCUGGCUUACACCAACACGGUCCCAGAACUCUCACCCCUCCCAUCAGGUAUAAUCAUUAGGCCGCGCCCCUCUGGAUAUGCGAAUGUGCUCUGCCACGGUGAACAACACAAAGCAGUACACCGGUCGCUAUUCACGUUAAUCAAUAUGGCGGAGUCACCGGUAGGUGAAAAAUAAACAAUAUAAACAUCCAACUUUAAUAACUUGUUUUAACUUAGAUUUACUAAGAAAUCACAAUGUAACCAUAGACACAUUGCUUGUUGUGUGUGUGUGUGUGUGUGUGUGUGUGUGUGUGUGUGUGUGUGUGUGUGUGUGUGUGUGUGUGUGUGUGUGUGUGUGUGUGUGUGUGUGUGUGUGUGUGUGUGUGUGUGUGUGUGUGUCUGCUCUGUCUUCUCGAUCCCCAGUGAGUCGUGGAGGAUGGCUGCUUAUACUGAGCCAGGAUCCUCUGGAGGUUUCUUCCUGUUAAAAGGGAGUUUUCCUCUCCACUGUCGCUAUAUGCUUGCUUAGUGUGAGGAUUGCAAGUCACUGACACUAGUCAGUGACUUGAUGCAAUUUGCUGGGUUCCUUAUAUAGGAAACAUUUUUUUUCUGAUUGGCUUAAUGAACUGACCUGAAUCGGAAUGUUUAUUAUGUAAAGUGCCUUGAGAUGACUUUUGUUGUGUUUGGCGCUACAUAAAUUAAAUUGAAUUGAACUUAUUCAUAUGGUAACGAAGUAUGUUUUAAAAUGUUAAUUUAUUGAUUAUUUUCAGUACAAAGAGUAAUAAAAAGCAUGGUAGCCUGCUUGUAA
Messenger RNA from Nothobranchius furzeri (turquoise killifish), 2250 nucleotides. RefSeq names its product sterile alpha motif domain containing 10a (gene samd10a). Gene Ontology annotation, biological process: cell surface receptor protein tyrosine kinase signaling pathway. Gene Ontology annotation, molecular function: protein binding. Gene Ontology annotation, cellular component: cytoplasmic side of plasma membrane. NCBI's taxonomy places the organism in Eukaryota, Metazoa, Chordata, Actinopteri, Cyprinodontiformes, Nothobranchiidae. The record is from RefSeq and is a predicted model, not a curated record.